Molecule: messenger RNA, 1254 nt
Organism: Tetrahymena thermophila SB210
Lineage: Eukaryota; Ciliophora; Oligohymenophorea; Hymenostomatida; Tetrahymenidae
Product: senescence-associated protein
Exons: 1
Cellular component (GO): plasma membrane
Source: RefSeq, a predicted model, not a curated record
AUGGUUGACGUUGUGUAAAUUUAAGAUGUAAUUAUCUAUGAAGUGCAAAAUGUUUAACUACUUGCAGUACCUAACAAAGGAGAUGUUUAGACAGUUUUUGAGAAUGAUACUCUUCAAGUGAUAUAAAAUGAAUAACAAGAGAUCUUCAUUAAAGUUAAUAAUUUUCAAUAUUAGCUUUUUUAGGAAACUCCAAUAUAUCUUACAGCUUAUUAAACUCAUCGCAGUUAUAUUUUCCCUUGUAUUUAAGUAAAUUAUGCGGUGCUUUUGAGUAAUAAUACACCUAACUAUGAAGAUAUUUAUGACUGUUUAGAUUAAAUUCUUUCAAGCUUAUCUAAUCUAAUUUACAAUUAAGGAUAAAAGGAGCAAAAGCUAGAUAGUAUUAGAAAAUCUCAAAUACUUCUCAAAAGUAGUGAGCAAAAUUUAACUCCUGAAGGUGAGAAUUAAAUUUAAGAAUACUAGACUCCUAUGGGUGAUGAUAAAAGCUAUGAUAACCAUACACCUUAAGGGAAUGAUGAAGUUGAAAUGAUAAAUGAUUAAAUUAAGAAUAAUCAAAGUAUUCAAGAAUAAUAACUAUAAAUGAAAUUAGUUUAACAAUCGCAAGAACUUUAAUAAAAAAAUAGCUAAUAAGAAGAUAAUAAAAAAAAUCCAUAAUCUAGUAAUUCAAUAGCAAAGUAUAUUGGAUUGGGAGGAUCUUUUAUUAGCAAAGGGAUUUAAGUUGGUGCUGGAGUAGUGCAUUCAGGAAUUCAAAUGACUGGUAAUUUUUUUGAGAAAAAAAUAAAAAAAAACAAAGAUAUUAAAGUUAGUAAUUCUACUAAAAAUGCUAUUAAAUUAAUUAAAACCUUCAGUGGUAGAGUUAUUGAGGUAACUAGCCUUGCUGCUUCAUAAAUAAUAAAUGCAUCUAUUAAAAUAAGUUCUAUGGCGAUUAGUGCUAUAACCAAUAAAAUAGAUGGACCUUCUGCAAAAACUUAAAAUUAAAGUUUUUAAUAUCUAAGAGGUGUAGCUUAAGCAUCGUUAUAAGCUACUUCGAGUAUUUUAGAUAACCUUGAUCAAGCAGCAGAUAAAAUAGGAAAAUAAAUAAAUGAAUCUGUUACCUAAGUUGUUUAAAAAAAAUUUGGAGAUGAUGCAGCGGAAAUAGUCAACGAUGGAGUUUAAGUUGCUCUAAAUGUAAAUGGUGCUUAUAGAAAUAUAAACUAACUUGCUGUAUAAAAGGUGAUGAUAAAAACUGCUAAAGAAUCUAUUAAGCAAGUUAUAUGA